UUCUCGAGCAUUCCAGUUACCAUCCACGUCGUCUGAUUGCUCCUUGACACUCGACGCCCUUAACGACGAAGGGCGCGCGAACGAUGCUCUACUCGACGCCCUCGACGGCUAAUUGGCACCUUGUGCGCUGUUGUCUCUCCAGACAGCUCAAGCAGGUUAAUGAUUACCGCUAUUUUCACUCAUCCCUCACCCGCUCAUCGUCAUUGACACCAUAUGGAUCACUCUUCGUCGGCGUCCCACGUGAGAUUUAUCCUGGUGAACGACGGGUCGCUCUUACGCCACAAAAUGCUGCUUUGCUCAAGAAGAAAGGAUUUUCAAAUGUGCUUGUGGAGCGAAAUGCAGGAGCAGAAGCCCAGUUCCUCGAUGAACAAUACUCUUCUGCUGGAGCUACGCUGGUUUCACGGGAGGAAGUGUUUAAAGCUUCGGACAUAAUGCUCAAAGUGAGGCCACCCUUGCUAGAUCAAGAGGCAAAUCUUCUCAAAGAAGGAAGCUCGGUCAUUUCUUUCUUAUAUCCGACACAAAAUAAAGACAUUGUGGAUUUGCUUGCUUCUCGGAAAGUAAAUGCUUUCGCUAUGGAUAUGGUACCUCGUAUUUCUCGCGCUCAGGUUUUCGAUGCUUUGAGUUCUAUGGCAAACAUCGCUGGUUAUAAGGCUGUUUUAGAGGCUUCCAAUCACUUUGGUAGAUUUUUGACUGGGCAAGUCACUGCGGCUGGGAAGAUACCCCCAGGAAAGGUUCUUGUAAUCGGCGCCGGAGUUGCAGGAUUAAGUGCGAUCGCAACUGCUAGACGUCUGGGUGCUAUUGUUAGAGGCUUCGACACGCGUUCUGCAGCAAGAGAACAAGUUCAGUCACUUGGCGCGGAGUUCAUCGAAGUGCCAGUGAAUGAGGAGGGCGGUGGCGGUGGCGGCUACGCAAAAGUCAUGUCGAAGGAAUUCAUCGAAGCGGAAAUGGCUCUCUUCAUGGAGCAAUGUAAAGAUGUCGACAUCGUAAUCACGACGGCCUUAAUUCCUGGGAAGCCUGCACCCAAACUGAUAACCCACGAAAUGAUUGCUGCCAUGAAGCAAGGGUCGGUGAUUGUUGACCUUGCAGCCGAAGCUGGAGGUAACUGCGAGGCGACGAAACCUGGUGAAUUGAUGGUUCAAAACGGCGUCAAAAUCAUCGGCUACACGGAUUUACCCUCCAGGUUACCGACACAGUCUUCAACUCUUUACUCUAAUAACAUCACUAAGUUCCUGCUCUCUCUUGGUCCUGGUGAUGGGAAAUUUGCGAUUGACCUUGAAGACGAAGUCGUACGUGGGUCUAUUAUAGUGCACGGUGGAAAAAUCUUGCCUCCCGUUCCUCGAACACUGCCUCCUCCUGUGGCCCCACCUACAAAUGAAAAAGCUGAAGAAAUUGCCGCUACAAAGGCUAUCACCCCGUUCCAGAAAGCAGCUCGUGAGGUUGCAACAGUAACUGCUGGAAUGGGAGGUGUUGUCGCGCUCGGCAAGGCCACAGGUGUUUCCUUUAUGGACAAUUUCUUCACAUUCGGACUGGCUGGAUUGGUUGGAUACAGAACCGUUUGGAACGUUGCCCCCGCACUGCACUCUCCAUUGAUGUCCGUGACGAACGCUAUAUCCGGAAUGGUCGGUAUCGGUGGACUUUUUGUGAUGGGUGGAGGAUAUUUCCCUGGCACUAUUCCUCAAGCACUUGGUGCCUUGUCUGUGCUUUUGGCUAGUGUCAAUGUCGCAGGUGGUUUUAUCAUAACAAAGCGCAUGCUGGAUAUGUUUAAACGGCCGACCGACCCACCGGAAUACUCUUGGCUCUAUGGCAUCCCUGCUGUCGUGUUUACAGGAGGAUUUUUGACUGCUGCAAGCACCGGAAUGGGCGGUCUUGUUCAAGCUGGGUAUCUGGCUAGCAGCGUUCUGUGCAUAGGAUCUCUUUCUGGUCUCGGCUCCCAAGCCACAGCUCGUCAAGGCAAUGCUCUUGGAAUGUUAGGUGUUGGUUCCGGAAUUCUCGCGUCGUUGGCUGCAGUCGGCUUUCCUCUUGAGGUGUUGGCGCAAUUUACCACCGUGGCUGCGAUCGGUGGAACUAUCGGUACGCUCAUUGGCAAGAGAAUAACUGCUACUGAGCUGCCGCAGAUGGUCGCUAUGCUCCAUAGUGUAGUUGGUCUCGCCGCAGUCAUGACGAGUAUUGCCAGUGUAAUGGCCGACCUCACUGAUGUAUCAACCCUUCAUCUUGUGACUGCUUACUUGGGUGUCGUCAUUGGUGGAAUUACGUUCACUGGAUCUAUUGUCGCCUUCAUGAAGCUGGCAGGACGGAUGGGUUCGAAACCGCUGGCUCUGCCUAAAAAGCACCUGAUUAACAGUGGCAUUCUUGGUGCCAAUGCGCUGACUAUGGCAGGUUUUGUUACCAUGGCUCCUGCUGCACCCGUCGUAGCCGCCUCAUAUCUCGGAUUAAGUACGCUACUUAGUUUUGUUCAAGGGUUUACAACCACUGCCGCCAUCGGUGGUGCCGAUAUGCCCGUCGUCAUUUGCGUACUCAAUUCAUAUUCUGGAUUCGCGCUAGUUGCAGAGGGCUUUAUGUUGGAUAAUUCACUCCUGACGACGGUAGGAUCGCUUAUUGGCGUCAGCGGUUCUAUUCUUUCAUACAUCAUGUGCGUUGCGAUGAAUCGUUCGUUAACGAAUGUUCUGUUUGGCGGUAUUGGCUCUACUGCGCCAUCGUUCGAAGCUCAAAAGAUCGAAGGCGUGAUAACCAAAACUAACGUCGAUGAUACGGUGGAGGCAUUGAAUAAUGCCGACAACGUGAUAUUGGUGGUUGGUUAUGGAAUGGCUGUAGCCAAAGCACAAUAUGCCAUCUCCGAGAUUUGUUCAUUGCUUCGGGCGAAAGGAGUUAAUGUUCGGUUUGCGAUCCAUCCCGUGGCCGGAAGAAUGCCGGGGCAGUGUAACGUCCUCCUUGCAGAGGCAGCUGUUCCCUACGAUAUUGUCUUGGAAAUGGACGAGAUCAACGACGACUUCAAGGAUACCGAUGUUACUUUGGUGAUAGGCGCCAAUGACACUGUAAAUCCGAUCGCACUUGAGCCCGGUUCAGCUAUUGCGGGUAUGCCCGUCUUGCAUGCUUGGAAGAGCAAGCAGGUCAUCGUCAUGAAGAGGGGAAUGUCCAGUGGUUACGCUGACGUUCCAAACCCAAUGUUCUUCAUGCCUGGAACGAAGAUGCUUUUCGGCGACGCCAAGGAUACAUGUGAAGCUAUAAAACGGGGUCUCGAAGCAAGGGGGUAGUGAUGUGACAAACAGAAUUGGCCAGUAGAACCUAGGCUAUGACAACGAAUAGGAUGUGCCACUCGGUACAUUGAUUUGACACCUACAAUUUGUACUGAUAAUUAUUUGGAUUUCGCUGAAAUUAUUGACCACUUCGGUGUCCGGACCGAUUUUCCG
Molecule: messenger RNA, 3407 nt
Organism: Guyanagaster necrorhizus
Lineage: Eukaryota; Fungi; Basidiomycota; Agaricomycetes; Agaricales; Physalacriaceae
Product: PNTB-domain-containing protein
Exons: 25
Coding region: 84-3251 (1055 amino acids)
Biological process (GO): proton transmembrane transport; NADPH regeneration
Cellular component (GO): mitochondrial inner membrane
Molecular function (GO): NADP binding; oxidoreductase activity
Source: RefSeq, a predicted model, not a curated record